CUUACACGGAUUUACACGGCUUUACAGACUGCACGCAUACUGUACAAUGGAGCUCGUCAAAGAGUUCGGAGAUCCCCUACUCCUGCUCAUCGCUGAAGAUUAUAUCGUUCUUAAACUAGAAACAGCAUGGCCGCGAGACGUGGCUGUUCCAGAAGGACUCUCCCUCACUGAUGACAAGGGUCUCCACUUGAUCGCGAACCAAAAGUCUUUGGUUUCCGUAGCGAAAACUGCGUUGCCAGGCCAGGCGAGGAUCUCCAAGGCACUGUUCAGCGGCUGUGCGUGCUUCGACUCCUCGGACGUCUACGCCCGUGCUGCUACCGAGCUGCUUCGUGAAACUUUAGAGAUAUGCAUCGUGCACAACACGGACAAGGUGUACAAGCUUAUUCGCAUGUUUCCGAACGCCAGGAUCCUGGCCUUGGUGCAUGACAACUGCGCACACGCCUUGGAAUGGGACGAGCCAUUCAGGGACCCGUCCGCACCGCUGGUCGAGCGAAGUCAGCUUAGGCAGCUGGUGGGCAGCACCAGCCGCCUUAGCGAGGGCAGCCUGAUGAUGAGUUACGAGACGGUGCUGGCACUUCUCCGCACUUGCCCUGACGUGUGUCGCAUCGACACCGGCUAUAUCGUGAAUUGCCUCAUAGAACCGCACGGCUUGCCCAUCCAGAAGGAGCAUCGGAGAGCAGAGAAUUUCACCCACAUAUGGCUCCAUUCUCGGGACUUGAUAUCAGCCGGAGUGUCAGUAAACCCAGCAGUAACAACUGACAUCGCGGUCGCUGCGAAGAAGUUUCCAUCUGUCCAGAAGUUGAAGGUUGCUGUAGCCACGCCGGAAGCGCUCGCCAAGAUCUCUGCGUUUCGCAACCUGCGUAGCCUCCACGUUCUCGCCGCUUCAAGUGAUGCCUUCGCCCAUACCGAUUCUGUGCUGAAGCAGCUGCUGAAAAGCUGGCCAGAUCUCGAAGAACUGGUUCUGGUGCAUUGCAGUGGUCUGCAACUCUCGACAAUUGCGAGGCUGUGUCCAAAGAUCAAGAUCCUUAAGCUCCCAUUGUGCAUGGUCUCCUUAGAGGAGAUCGCAGUGGGCGCCAACGCAUUCCGUUAUCUGGAGCACGUCGAAAUGAGUGUCCAGAUCCUGGAUGUCGCUUUCAAUUCCUUGUUGUCUGCGACACGUUGCACGCUUCGCACCGCGCGUUUCCUAGACGACGACAUGUGCCUUAGUUUUCUGCAAUACUGCGUGCACCACGCUCGACGCCUGCCGUUUGCACGCCUCGAACACUUGACACUGAACACCAGUUCGUCAGUGCGUGCGUUGGAACUCGCACCAGGGGACCUGCACGAAGUGCUCAAGGUCCUGCCCGCGCUUAGGCACCUUGAGACUGACAGCUACGAUCUGCGACUGUUCUUCGAGAAUUAUAGCGUUCCACGGGGUCGUGUGUCGUUGUCCUGGACUGGGUGCGUCUACUGCUCCGUAGACAAAGCAGGUAGUUCGUGGAUUGACACCAUUAUACCCUUCAUGUUGUCUAAUUUGAGUGUGCCCUAGUAAGGAGUGCUCCAAAAAAUUGUGGUGGACCGUAUUCAGCGCGUGAGUGUUUUGCAAACGGGUGUGGGUGAGCAUCUGCAGAUGUCAUUCUGCCCACAUUACUCGCAUCAUUCUCUGUUUGCCCUAAAUACCAAUGGACACAAGAACCUGCACCGGACAUUUCCUUCUUCGGAUGUUCUCACCGACAUACAGGCUCGGUGCAGCAAUGUCUUACCACGCAGAAGUUUUUUGCCUCAAAACAUCCUGUAUUCCUGGGGCUAAGUGACGGUUCACCAAACAUUUCAACAUGUUAUUCCCCUCACAUCUUCCAGCUUAAAUAAACCUUUGACUUCGGAACUUCUUGGGAAUUAGUUCCUCAAGCAUAACUGCCAAACUGUCCCGAAUAUUUUUUGAUGUUCACCUAUUUCGGCUCUUGUUACGAAUGUUUCGUCCAGCUUUACGAAAAAUAAAUUCGGUUCUCGAGAAAGUUUCAGUCAUUGGUCUCCGAGCCUUCGGUUGGAAGUCUUCUGAUUGUAAAAGGAUGCCAGAUGGGUAACAGCUUUGAGAACGUUUGUACAGACGCAUUGUUUACGCAAAGUCUGCAAAGUCGCUGAAAAAGUAACUGAACUAAAACCAUUGUGUUGCCUGUCGGUCUCUGCAGUUCAAUGUUUGCUGCUGCUUGUGUACUCAAUUGGCUGAAUGUAAUUUGGACAAAGGCACUGGGAACAGACGAGGGUAAACGCUACUACUAACCGAUUAUUUCCAGUAUGCACACCACCGAUUCAUAAGCUCGCCCCAGCGCACGCGUCACGCCACUUCAUAUAAAAUCGUGACGGCUUAUAAUCAAGAACUACAGCAUGUGUCACAUACAUUUAUUCAAAACGUCCAGCACCAGUUUAUGCAACGCAGUUGACGCCUAGCUUUGCAGAUCAGAAAUGCUUGUUAAUAAAGGAAGCUUCCGAAGCCAACCAAGCCGUAAUUCUUGCAGACUCGCCUAAACAUCCUGUUUUUCCUGCGCCUCGCAUCCACACUCCGUAAUAUGGGCAAGCAAAUCCGCAUGCUUCGCGCACGUGGUAGGUUCCCGCAUCUGAUGCGGACACAUCCCACGCGUCAAGAAAGGUCUGCCUGUUCAUUGUGCUCAUUGUAAAAUUAUCGAAUUGGGUAUUACUUAUCACUGCAGGGAAUCUGCGCUCACGAAAUCGUGCCCGCAUCAGAUGCAGCUUAGCUUUGAUCAUGUUCGCCGGCUUUUGGCAGAGGGCUUCCCUAAGUCCCUUCUGGUUUCCGUGGCUGAAUUUCCCCUACAGUUGGUGAAAAAGAAGCUGGGAGGAGGGCCCGACGCGUAAGAUUUUGUAAACCCUCCAGAAGGUAGCGAACAGGCAUCAAAAUCCUGUGGUGUUCGUGGCCCCUAACAAGUUCUCCAAGGUCUGUCAGAUUUGCAAUGACAGAAAACGACGUUGCCAAACGAGGAUUGAAUGUCCCUUCGUGGAGUGCUCGUCAGGGGUUGUAUAUUCUAUGCACAUGACGUAUGGUAAACUUUACAUUGGACAGACAGGACUGUGCGCUAACGACCGACUUCGGGAGAAUGCUCCGAAGGUACCGACAACUAUGUGCAUUUGGUCGCCCAUAUUACGAAGUGUGGAUGCGAGGUGUGGUUUAGCGAUUCCAGAACUAUAUACAGGUCAGGUAAUACGACUCGGUUGGAUUGGGAGCCUUUGCUUAUUAAAACGCAUUCUGUUAUCUGCAUAACCGAGCCGUCAGCUGCGUUGCACAAGGCAGAGCUAGUUUUUGAACGCCUGUACAUGACGCGCGGUAAUUCUACAGUAAUUGUACAUGACAAUCGGGGUAAUAUGAAGAAGUGGUGUUACGUAUGCGCUCGGACGAGCGUAUAAAUCGGUGGUGUCUUUAUGAAAAUAUGCAGAUGGCAGUAGCCUUCGUCCUCCUCUGUUCCCUGAGUAUGUGUGCAAAAUUUUAGCGCUAAGCUUUUCAGUCAACAUGAUAGCUAGACCAACUAUGACAACAGUCAGUCCUUUGUGUAGUGAGUGCAAAGUUUACAGAAAUUUGUGUUAUGCAGCCUCUUCUGCUUCCACCUUACGCCCCUUCCCCCCUUGGUGUUGUGUCCGCAUGAUUUUACGAAUCUUAUGUUGACGGGUGAAGGUAGGUCAUGGGUUAAUUGAAUGCUAUAACGGUGGAAAUACCUCGAAUGAUGCUGGUUUUGACAACUGAAUAGAAAUGUAAAAUGUGUACAUUAUGGCUUGGAAGUAUGUCAGGAAUACUAUACGUAAGUAAAGUUCUUCGAGAACCUCACACACUCUUCGGGGACUUCGUACAUUUCUGUAGGGCUGGGUCUCUAACCAUUUCUCGCCAACUCGGAUCACUGUGUAGUCCAUGGUCUAAUUGUUAGUUUUAGGCUGCUGUGCUGACGAAACGUGGUUUGAAACCAAUGGUCGGACCUAUUGGAUUUUUGGGUAUGUCCCAGUGGGUAUCUGCCGCUCAUCGAUAAACCUCUUUGACGCCUACUUAAAUCACUCUAUGUGCUACUAGGUAUAUGUUCGCUCUUCAGUAAACCUCUUUGACGACAACUUCGGUCACGUACCCGUCUAUGUGCCGAUCUUCAGUGAACCUUUUUGAUGCCAACUAGGGCCAAU
Dermacentor silvarum is the source of this 4152-nucleotide messenger RNA. RefSeq lists its product as uncharacterized. The record is from RefSeq and is a predicted model, not a curated record. Lineage: Eukaryota; Metazoa; Arthropoda; Arachnida; Ixodida; Ixodidae. The transcript has 4 exons. The coding region runs from base 47 to 1528 and encodes 493 amino acids.